AUGAGGCUUUGGAACCAGCUCCAGUCAGUGUACAAGAUGGAUCCGCUACCGAAGGAGGAGUUCCAAGUAAAGAUCAAAGACCUGAAUGAGCACAUCGUCUUCUGCCUGUGCUCUGGGUACUUCAUGGAUGCUACCACCACCACAGAGUGUCUUCAUACAUUCUGCAAGAGUUGUAUUGUGAAGUACCUCCAAACCAGUAAGUACUGCCCCAUGUGCAACAUCAAGAUCCAUGAGACACAGCCACUGCUCAACCUCAAACUGCACCGGGUCAUGCAGGACAUCGUGUACAAGCGAGUACCUGGCUUACAAGACAGUGAAGAGAAACGGAUUCGAGAAUUCUACCAGUCCCGAAGCUUGGACUGGGUCACCCAACCCAGUGGGGAAGAGCCAGCCCUGAGCAACCUCGGCCUCCCUUUCAGCAGCUUUGACCACUCAAAAGCCCACUACUAUCGCUAUGAUGAGCAGCUGAGCCUGUGCAUGGAAUGGCUGAGUUCUGGCGAAGACAAGAAUAAAAGCAUCCUGCAGAACAAAUACGUCGGAUGUUCUGUUAGAGCUGAAGUUCGUCAUCUCCGGAGGGUCCUGUGUCACCACUUAAUGCUAAAUCCCCAGCAUGUACAGCUCCUUUUUGACAAUGAAGUUCUCCCAGAUCACAUGACCAUGAAGCAGAUAUGGCUGUCCCUCUGGUUUGGCAAGCUAUCCCUUUUGCUUUCAUACAGUGUGGAAGAGAAGAGGAGGUAG
Lontra canadensis (Northern American river otter) is the source of this 738-nucleotide messenger RNA. RefSeq names its product polycomb group RING finger protein 1-like. The record is from RefSeq and is a predicted model, not a curated record. NCBI's taxonomy places the organism in Eukaryota, Metazoa, Chordata, Mammalia, Carnivora, Mustelidae. Gene Ontology annotation, molecular function: promoter-specific chromatin binding. Gene Ontology annotation, cellular component: PRC1 complex. Gene Ontology annotation, biological process: negative regulation of transcription by RNA polymerase II.